This is a messenger RNA of Achroia grisella, 2363 nucleotides long. RefSeq names its product glucose transporter type 1 (gene Glut1). Lineage: Eukaryota; Metazoa; Arthropoda; Insecta; Lepidoptera; Pyralidae. The transcript has 17 exons. Gene Ontology annotation, biological process: monosaccharide transmembrane transport. The record is from RefSeq and is a predicted model, not a curated record. Gene Ontology annotation, molecular function: hexose transmembrane transporter activity. Bases 167 to 2287 code for a protein of 706 amino acids. Gene Ontology annotation, cellular component: membrane.
CCGUUCCACAGUACGGACUUCUCCAUAUAAUAUCGUUUCAAAAAAUUUAAUUUAAAUCAGUAACUUGAAACUAUUUCAAUUAGGAACUGUGACACGAUGUCGUCGAUUAGGUUGCCGUCGGUCAUAGUCAAAUGACAAUAACUAGAUUAAAGUGUCGGGAGCGCUCAUGAGACAGUCGUGUCAUCGUCUGCUUGAGCACCAACAAGCGGGAGGGGACGAACCUCCUCUGUACACACCCAUCGACCAAAUUUCAGUGGUACCAGACCAUGUGGCCCGGGAGGGCGGAGGCAAGCUGACACGAUAUGCGCCGACGGAAGAGGACGAAGCAACUCUCAGGGAACUUCUGCUUAGCCUUCAAAGACAGGUGAGCGUGAUGAGCAUGAAUCUCUCCGCGAAACUGGACGACCUGCAGAGGGGGGACAGGCAGCUGGAGACGACGGUGGCGCUUUGCGAGAUACGCACCCAGCUUCAAGAACUUACAAAGAGCGUCGAGUCAUGCCAGAGUGAGGUCUCCGAGGUGAAACGCGACAUGGUGGCCAUCAAGCAGGAGUUAGACACGGUGCAGCAGGUGAAGGAGGAGAUCGAGGAGCUGCGGGAGUACGUGGACAGGCUCGAGGAACACUCGCAGAGGCGGAAGCUCAGGCUACUUGAACAGGGCCUAACUUUCUUCUUAUCGUACGCUAUCUUGGCCGCGGUCCUCGGAAUGCUGCAAUUUGGUUACAACACGGGUGUCAUUAACGCUCCUGGCAAAAACAUCGCUAACUUCAUGAAGGACGUAUACAAAAACCGGUACGGCUUGGAUCUUCACGAUGACACUGUCAACCGACUUUAUUCCAUAGCUGUCAGUAUCUUCGCUAUUGGCGGUAUGCUGGGUGGAUUCUCUGGUGGAAUGAUUGCAAAUCGAUUUGGAAGAAAAGGUGGUUUAUUGCUCAAUAACAUCCUCGGGAUCAGUGGUGCGAGUCUCAUGGGCUUCACGAAGAUAUCACAUUGCUAUGAGCUGCUCAUCUUCGGGAGAUUCAUCAUUGGAGUCAACUGCGGACUGAAUACAUCAUUAGUGCCAAUGUACAUAUCUGAAAUAGCACCGUUGAAUCUUCGUGGCGGUUUGGGUACGGUCAACCAACUAGCAGUCACUGUAGGUCUACUACUAUCGCAGGUGCUUGGGAUCGAACAAAUAUUAGGCACAGAUGAUGGAUGGCCCAUCUUACUCGGGUUGGCUAUAUGUCCGGCGAUCCUGCAGCUUAUACUACUGCCAGCAUGCCCUGAAUCCCCUCGCUACCUGCUCAUCACUCGUCAAUGGGAAGAAGAGGCUCGCCGAGCAUUGCGCAGACUUAGAGCCAGCAAUCAGGUGGAGGAGGAUAUCGAAGAGAUGCGGGCAGAAGAACGGGCCCAACAAGCUGAAGCGUCUAUUUCUAUGCGGGAACUUCUUUGUUCGCCAACUCUGCGCGCACCUCUGCUUAUUGGCGUGGUGAUGCAAUUGUCUCAACAACUGAGUGGAAUUAAUGCUGUGUUCUACUACUCCACAUUCUUGUUCACAUCUUCGGGUCUGACGGACGAAUCUGCUAAGUUUGCAACUAUGGGUAUUGGCGCGAUUAUGGUGGGAAUGACUUUGGUCUCUUUACCGCUAAUGGAUCGCACUGGACGGCGCACUCUCCAUCUUUAUGGUCUGGGAGGAAUGUUCAUCUUCUCCAUAUUCAUCACGAUUUCAUUUCUGAUAAAGGAGUUCUUCGGGUAUGUGCAGGAAAUGAUAGACUGGAUGAGCUACUUGUCCGUGGUAUCGACGCUGAGUUUCGUGGUUUUCUUCGCUGUUGGCCCUGGGUCUAUACCCUGGUUGAUCACUGCCGAGCUGUUCUCACAGGGGCCCCGACCGAGCGCGAUGGCAAUUGCUGUGUUAGUUAAUUGGAUGGCCAAUUUCGUUGUUGGGAUCGGCUUUCCAACUAUGAAGGCACUACUGGAAAAUUAUACAUUCCUGCCUUUUAGUGUAUUCCUUGCGAUUUUUUGGAUAUUUACUUAUAAAAAAGUUCCUGAAACAAAAAAUAAGACCUUCGAAGAGAUCUUGGCAUUAUUCCGGAAUUCAAACGGAAGGGACAGUUUUCGUGACAGCCGCCUGUAUGGGAGUAUGAUGAACUGCGUGAACGCACUAGAGCAACAGCUUCCGCCGCCCCCGCCGCCUGCUCCAGUCGAUGAAAAACACGACUCAUUGUCGGAGCAGUCGUCGGGUGCAGGCGAAGCGGGACGACCACCACCUCCAUUGCCACCCCCGCGGUUUCCGGCUACAGGCAACGUUUGACAAUGGGAGACCGCUGCGCGUGCACCUCUGGUCGCACCCAUCAAAGCGGCCGCCAACUUCUUGUUUCAUGGACUGA